GCCGGCUACCACUACAUACGCUGCAUGCAUACUUGGAAUAGCAUUGCUUGAAUGCUGACUGUGUCGAUCGCAUUUAAAGACGAUUCACGUCCUUUGAGACAUCCCAUUCCCGAUCCGGCCUGCAACAGAAGCAACACCGUCGACAUCAACCAGGCGCACGAGCAGGAGUGCAUCGUACACCGAACCGCCAGCCACACACGAUAUCGCACAGUACAUCUGCACCAAGACACACGCCACCCCUCUACAAUCCCGCAAUCGCCGCAAUGGCACAAGCAGUGGGCUCCUACACGAACCCGCUCAAGAAGUUCAAGCUGGUCUUCUUGGGCGAACAGUCUGUCGGCAAGACAUCCCUCAUCACGCGCUUCAUGUACGACUCCUUCGACAGUACCUACCAAGCCACAAUAGGAAUCGACUUCCUCUCCAAAACCAUGUACCUCGAGGACCGAACCGUACGCCUGCAGCUCUGGGAUACAGCAGGCCAAGAACGGUUUCGAUCUCUCAUCCCAUCCUAUAUCCGCGACUCGUCCGUAGCUGUUGUUGUUUACGAUAUCACGAGCAAAAAGUCCUUCGAGCAGACGCGGAAAUGGGUGGAUGACGUGAGAGGUGAACGAGGAAGUGAUGUGAUUAUUGUGCUGGUGGGCAACAAGACCGACUUGGGCGAGAAGAGAGAGGUCACGGCGCAGCAGGGAGAGGAAGAGAGUAAGAGAUUGGGAUGCAUGUUCGUGGAGACGAGCGCGAAGGUGGGGCACAACGUAAAAGGGCUGUUCAAGAAGAUCGCUCAGGCCCUACCUGGAAUGGAGGGAGAAGGUCAACAAGGGCCCGCGAACACCAUCGAUGUGAAUGUCAACGCGGCAAAGCCUGAGAGCGAAGGUGGUUGCAACUGCUAGGCGACGAAUUGCUAUCAAUGUACAGAGUGAUUAGUCAGAAUUUGAUCAGAAGUGAUUGUGCGGUAUGAUCAGGUAAUGCAGCAUGGCGCUCGAGGCGCUUGAGUCUGAUACGCCCAAAAUGAAGGAGAUUUUGUACUUACGGUGCGGCAUAGCUGCGAAUGAAACUGAUUCGUGUAAAGCAAUCACUGGCGAACAGCCAGACACAUCCCGCGAUGGUAACGAGGUACUAACUAAG
Molecule: messenger RNA, 1122 nt
Organism: Sphaerulina musiva SO2202
Lineage: Eukaryota; Fungi; Ascomycota; Dothideomycetes; Mycosphaerellales; Mycosphaerellaceae
Product: ras-domain-containing protein
Exons: 3
Coding region: 264-887 (207 amino acids)
Molecular function (GO): GTP binding; GTPase activity
Source: RefSeq, a predicted model, not a curated record